ACGGUUUCUAACUACCCAAGUACCCAUUUCUUCUUCCUCCUCUAUAGCUCUACUCUUCACUGUUUGAACUCCAUUUCUCUCUCUGCCCUAAACCUUUCUCCUCUUUUUCCUUCCAAUUUUUAAAAAUCCCUAAAAUGUCAAAUUCAUCAUCCAAAACAAUAAACCCUCCUUCAAAACCACCCUUUUCUUCCAAAUUCAUCCCCAAAAUCUCCCCUAAAUUAUCCUCUUUACCUCUUCCCUUAAAACCCAUUUACAAAUUCCAUCUAAAAAUCCAAUCUUCACUCUCCCCAGAUCCCCAAAACCCCAGAAAACCCCUAAAUUUAAUCUCAAUUUUGACAGCUUUACCUGAUUGGGCUGAUGCAGUUCAGGAAAAGGGUAUGAGAAAAAAGAGGGUUUUGUAUAAUCAUGAAAGUUGGGCAGAACAUAGAAGCUCCCUUAGGCAUGUAAGACAUCUGUUGUCUUCACUUUCUUCAAGGGUGAUUGUCUCCCUCCUCCCUCCUGUGCUUUUCUUCACUUCUGUGGCUGUUAUUGUUUCUGGGUAUAAUACUGCUGUGACCUUGGAUUUGUUGCCUGAGUUUUUCCCUGUGUUGAGGGCAUCUUCCUUGCCUUAUCAGCUUACGGCCCCCGCCUUGGCCCUUCUGCUUGUGUUUCGGACCGAGGCCUCGUACUCGAGGUACGUGGAAGGGAGGCAGGCUUGGACUAAGGUCAUUGGUGGGGCUACUGAGCUUGCUAGGGAGGUCAUUGCUUAUGUGGAUGAUUUCAAUGAUGGGAUUAUGAAGAGGAGUCUUUUGCAGUACAUUAUGGCUUUCCCUAUUGCCCUUAAGUGCCAUUUGCUUUCUGACUCCGAUGUUAGGCGAGACCUCCAAAGCAUACUUGAAGCAGAUGAUUUAGCAGUAGUUCUCAGUUCAAAGCACCGGCCGCAGUGUAUAAUACAAUUCAUAUCUCAGAGCCUUCAGUUGUUAAGUCUAGAGAACCAAAAGAGAAUCGCAUUGGAUUCGAAGUUAUCCCGUUUCCACGAUGGGAUUAGUGUUUGUGAACAAAUAGUGGGUACACCCAUUCCUUUGUCAUACACUCGGCUGACCUCAAGGUUCCUUGUUCUUUGGCAUCUCACAUUACCUGUCAUACUAUGGGAUGAUUGCCACUGGAUUGUGGUUCCUGCCACUUUUAUCAGCGCAGCAUCUUUGUUCUGCAUAGAAGAGGUGGGUGUACUUAUUGAAGAGCCCUUCCCUAUGCUUGCACUAGAUGCACUGUGCAAGGUGCUUUGUACCAACAUUCAGGAAGCUAUUACAGUCCAGAAGGCAGUUAAAAUCCGGGUCAAUGCUAAAAAGAAGACCUACCAGUAUAACGAGCACUCAACGAAUGGUUGGCCAGCGUCACGUGUUGAUAAGACUUGAUGAAACUUGGCAACAUUUGACGAAACUUUGAUGAAACUUAAAAAGAAGACCUACCAGUAUAACGAGCACUCACGCGUGUUAUAAUGCAACAUCAGAAGAUGCAGUGUAAACUGAUUUUUCUUUCUCAGGUAAUCAACUGAGAGUGUUCUUGAAUCUGAAAGGGAUGAUUAUCUCUGUAAAUCUACGGUUUGAAGUUUGGACGACUGACCAGAAUCCUGUUUGUACAUAACUCAUAAAUAUGAUCGGUAGACAUCUGUAUGUAUGUAGUUAAAAACAAACAUGGCUACCACUUUUUGUAAAAUUUUGGCUCUUGAUAUUCCAUAUAAUUUUAUUUA
Spinacia oleracea (spinach) is the source of this 1729-nucleotide messenger RNA. RefSeq names its product voltage-dependent chloride channel 1, chloroplastic-like. Gene Ontology annotation, biological process: regulation of photosynthesis, light reaction. The transcript has 4 exons. The record is from RefSeq and is a predicted model, not a curated record. The coding region runs from base 135 to 1394 and encodes 419 amino acids. Gene Ontology annotation, molecular function: voltage-gated chloride channel activity. Lineage: Eukaryota; Viridiplantae; Streptophyta; Magnoliopsida; Caryophyllales; Amaranthaceae.